AUGGCGGAGAAAGAAGAAAGUCAAGAGAAGCGUGCGAUGCCACAAAUUGAUGAAAAUGAGUAUAUUCUACGAAAAAGAUUGCCAAGAAGAUUGCCGAAACGUAAGAACGACAUUUACGUUAACAGGAAAACAAACUUUAACGCUCAACUUGAGCGUAGUCAAAAACUGUUUGACAAUGGAUAUGAUGUAGUGUUUAUUCACGGACUGGGCGCUGCAAUCAAUAGGUCAAUAAACUUGGCGUUGCAACUGAAAAUAAGGGGACUCGGAUCCUUGGAAAUAUCAGUUAAUACAUCAACCGUCGAAUUAUUGGAUGACUUAGAACCAAAUAACGAUGACCUGGAGCCAGAUACACAGCUCAGGACAAACUCCGCUGUACACAUAAAAGUAUACAAACUUGCUCUUGCAUAG
Saccoglossus kowalevskii is the source of this 408-nucleotide messenger RNA. RefSeq names its product ribonuclease P protein subunit p20-like. Gene Ontology annotation, molecular function: nucleic acid binding. The record is from RefSeq and is a predicted model, not a curated record. Gene Ontology annotation, biological process: tRNA 5'-leader removal. Gene Ontology annotation, cellular component: nucleus; nucleolar ribonuclease P complex; ribonuclease MRP complex. Lineage: Eukaryota; Metazoa; Hemichordata; Enteropneusta; Harrimaniidae.